Malaya genurostris is the source of this 2342-nucleotide messenger RNA. RefSeq names its product chymotrypsin-1-like. Gene Ontology annotation, biological process: proteolysis. Bases 1595 to 2224 code for a protein of 209 amino acids. Gene Ontology annotation, molecular function: serine-type endopeptidase activity. The record is from RefSeq and is a predicted model, not a curated record. NCBI's taxonomy places the organism in Eukaryota, Metazoa, Arthropoda, Insecta, Diptera, Culicidae. The transcript has 5 exons.
GAAUUAAGACGUAAAGAUGUGUAUAAAUUAUAAUUCUAUCCUGAUUAUAAGUGUUUUAUGCCGGAGCGUCUAUAGAAAAAAAUUAGAAGUGUGGAACGUCAUACUAUGUUCCAAGGGUGUAAUAGGCUGGUUCAGAAGACUGAAGGUUUGGAAGGUUUCGAUACGGUAAGAAAUUAAACAUUCAAUACAAACUCGAGCAUUGGUAGAUGGAACGGUGACCUCGGAACACGAUUUGCUCUGUAUACGAAAUGGGCCAUCGGAAUUCGAUUGAGUUAAUACCUUCCUGAGUUCUGGAAAAAUCAAUUGAAAGAAAAACCAUGCGGCUCCAUUACAUUAUAAUCAGAUGUAGUAUUGAGUGGUAUUUAGUUUUAAGAUCUCUGGGCUUUAGUAUUUUUUUUGUUUUAACCUUAAGGUCAUUCGCCUCUUCGUGCCAGAAAAAUGUGCGGGGAUGGAAAUCGAACCCAAGUGGGCUGCGUGAAAGGGCAUUGACUUACACAUCACGCUAUACCCAUCCCCUGGCUUUAGUAUUGACGUAAUUAAAUAAAUGAGAGAGUUUCUUUAUACUUAUUUAUACGUGAAUUUGAUGUCUGGGACUAUAUUUUUCUUUUAAAAGUUCUAUGUUUUUAAUGUACUUUUGAUAAAUCAUUGUUUGGGAAAGAAUAUUGUUAUAAACAUUUCUUGAACGCAGUUGACGAUGAUAUAUUUGUAACGUUAGUGAUUCACAAUUAUUUGUUUAUUUUUCAAAUUUAAAUCUAUACUUUAUGUCUUCGACUCGUCAGUACAUAACAGUUUAUGAAAUGUGCCGGUUAUGUGCCCUAUGCACAAAAUAUGAUAACCUAACGGAGCAGCUAGCUUGUCACUCGCUGUAUGCUUGGUUUUUGUGGCGCGUCGUCGUGUUCGCUUAAGUAUACUGAAUGUAUUAUCUGUUGAUUCUACGGGAACUAGCAGGCAAAUUCUGAACUUUCGGCGAUUUAUUUUUUUGACCUAAUUUGAAGCGCUUGUAUCUCGGUAAUUUGUUGAUGGAUUUGCCACAUUUAACAUAUGUGCAGUGCGGCGCUGUCAAAUAUGUGUUCGUUUGUGUGUGUGUAUUAACUGCAUUGCAAUUCGCUUCACCGGUGAGCGAUUGGGUUGCUAGGGGUAACCAUGUUAACUUCUCUCGCCCGGCAAGCAAAAAACUAUUUGCACGUGAGAGGGAUGGAUUGUUGGAUAAGUUGAGGAGAACUGAAACUUGACACUAAUGAAACUGUUGAUUAUUAGAAACGUUUGAAUUCUCAACGCGGGAACUUGAAUUGUGCUUGAAUUACAUAAUAUGAUUUAAUUUGUCAUUUGUUAAGCUAAAGUUUUAAAAAUAUACAUGCGGCCCGAUAGAAAUUCGCUAGGCACGGCACCCCGGCAAGUAGCUCUAGGCCCGAGGUCCUUUCAGGUGGUAACCCUACCAAACAGCCUCAAACUCAAACGAGCUCAAGGAAAACAUUCGUGCUGAAAUCGACGCUAUAACACCCGAGAUGCUAGAAAAGGCGUCACAUUGGCGAUUCCAACCGCCGAUAAGCGCAUCGUAGGAGGUUUUCCAGCGGAAUACGGAGAGGCCCCGUGGAUGGUUUCGAUGCGCAGCUCGCUCAAUGUUCAUUUAUGCGGUGGAACAUUGCUGAACCGGAACUUCGUUCUGACGACAGCCGUAUGCAUGGAAGGUCGACUGGCCACCAAUACAAUGGCCGUAGUGGGCUCCCGAUUUCUUAAUACUGUAGCUGCUGCUUAUUACGGUACACGAACGAUUACUCAUCCGCAAUAUAAUCAAAAUACCCUGGAAUUCAACGUAGCACUGUUCCGAACGUUCUAUAACGUAAUAUUUACUGACAUUGUACAACCGAUUCAAUUGAACGCAAACUUCAUCAACGCUGGAACUCGUGGUCGAAUGUAUGGUUGGGGAGCCACGCAACCUGGCGAUGGUAAUUCCAAUGCACUGCAAACCAUCAACCUCAACGUAAUCGACAACGAUGUUUGCAGAGACUCAUUGGGAUCCGAUGGAAUGCGAGUUACCGCAUCUACAAUGUGCACGUUAACCCGCGAAGGUCAGGGACUAUGCACCAACGAUGCCGGUGGUGCCCUGGUUGUAGACUUCUCCGUCAUUGGCGUCGCCUCCUGGAAGAUUCCAUGCGCCACUGGUCGACCAGAUGUUUUCGUACGUACUUCAGUCAUACGUGAUUGGGUUGUAAGCAUUAUCUAAGGAAACAAAAUAAUGCAACCGCCGAUAAGCGUAUCGUAGGGGGUUUUCCGGCGGAAUACGGAGAGGCCCCGUGGAUGGUUUCGAUGCGCAGCUCGCUCAAUGUUCAUUUAUGCGGUGG